Molecule: messenger RNA, 2146 nt
Organism: Hemiscyllium ocellatum (epaulette shark)
Lineage: Eukaryota; Metazoa; Chordata; Chondrichthyes; Orectolobiformes; Hemiscylliidae
Gene: eipr1
Product: EARP complex and GARP complex interacting protein 1
Exons: 10
Coding region: 140-1366 (408 amino acids)
Biological process (GO): protein ubiquitination
Molecular function (GO): protein binding
Source: RefSeq, a predicted model, not a curated record
AAAGCGGCAGGACUCGGUGCGCGAGACUCAAAAUAAUUCCUGCCCCUCCCCCCAACCAUAGACACACAGACACAGACACAGAGACAGAGCCCGUGUGUGAACAGAGACUGACAGCUCACCAGCUGAGAAACAAGAGAAGAUGGAAGACGACGCGCCCGUCAUCUAUGGGCUGGAGUUUCAGGCACGUGCUUUAACACCACAAACUGCAGAAACUGAUGCAGUCAGGUUCCUCGUAGGCACUCAAUCUUUGAAGUAUGAUAAUCAGAUACACAUCAUAGAUUUUGAUGAUGAAAAUAACAUUAUUAACAAGAACGUCCUUCUGCAUCAAGUAGGAGAAAUAUGGCACAUGAGUACCAGCCCUACAGAUAAAGGAGUUCUGGCAACAUGCUACAAUAAAACUUCAGAUAGUAAAGUCCUAACAUGUGCUGCUAUAUGGCGCAUGCCAAAGGAAUUGGAAUCAGGCAGUCAUGAAUCUCCUGACGAUUCAUCAAGCAACCCACAGACAUUGGAACUGCUUUGUCACCUUGACAACACAACCUAUGGCAACAUGUCUUGUGUUUUAUGGGAGCCAAUGGGAUAUGGUACAAAGAUAGCAUCACUGACUGAUAAUUAUAUUCUACUUUGGGAUUUACAAGAAAGCUCAAGCAAGGCAGUGCUCUCAAGUUCUACAACCUUAAAAGGAAAAGGUCAGUUAAAGUUUACUUCGGGAUGCUGGAGUCCUCAUCACAACUGUACACAACUUGCCACAGCUAAUGAUACAGCUAUUCGAGGUUGGGAUACUAGAACUACUUGUCAAGUUUAUUGCAUUGAAAAUGCCCAUGGCCAACUGGUACGAGAUCUUGACUUCAAUCCCAACAAGCAGUACUACUUAGCAAGCUGUGGGGAUGACUGUAAAGUCAAGUUCUGGGACACCAGAAAUGUUCAUGAACCAGUCAAGACUUUGGAAGAACAUUCCCACUGGGUAUGGAGUGUCCGAUAUAACCAUUCACACGAUCAAUUGGUGUUGACUGCCAGCAGUGACAGCAGAGUCAUCCUUUCCAACAUGGUUUCCAUUUCAUCAGAGCCCUUUGGCCAUCUGGUGGAUGAUGAUGACUUAAGUGACCACGAAGACAAUCACAAUGAAGACAAGUUGUGCCCUCGGGUCCUCAUCUCUCUUGCCAAAGAAAACAUCUUCCCAAAAUCGACUCUGUCCGGGAAAGAACCACUACAGGACAGUAUAAUAGCUACAUACGAAGAGCAUGAAGAUAGUGUCUAUGCUGUUGAAUGGUCCUCAGCCGAUCCAUGGUUAUUUGCAUCUUUAAGUUAUGAUGGAAGACUGGUGAUAAACCGGGUACCACGAGCAUUAAAAUACAGCAUUUUGUUGUAAUUUUGCAGCAAAAUAAACUCUUUUGGUGAAGGGGUAUGGGGGCGCGGGAGGGGUGGAAGUUAAAAUUCUGAUUUGCUUUGGGCAGGGCAAAACCUUCAGCACAUUGGUAGACCUAGAAGUCUGGGUUCCUCUGAGUGCUGUGAAAUGUUAACACUACAGCAUAUGUCUUUGAUGUUGACUUAUUCCACAUUUAGAAGUUAGGUCUAGCUUCCUACUGGGCAGGCUGCACUCUGGAGAAAUCCAAAUGGGCCAGGUGGAUCCAGUCCAGGACCUUGAAGUGAGUAGGAGUCUGAUUCAUGACCCUUACAGAAGGGUCCAACCAAGACCACAGGGUUGCUAGCUCAGGUAUGUGUUGGAGAAAGGACUCUUGUGAAGGUACUUGCCCUUUCCCUGAGGUGACUCUUCCUUUGCUGCUGAUGCCACUGUUGCUCCUGCUUGGGAAACCUGGUUGGCAACAGUUAAAUUUGCAAAGCAGAGUAGAUACAGAGCUUCAUAACUAAAUGUCUGCAACACGCCAAUCCAUCUUCUGAGAGAGGGUUGACUGCCUGCCCCUUGACCCAUGGUUGCCCACUCAUUGUCUUACUUGAAUAAAACUUAAAUGUUGAUGGGUAGGAACCAACUUCUCAACAUGUUAGUGUUUUUUAUCCAUUUAAUUCCCUACCUGUGACCAAUCCAGCCUGCUCAUCAAUGUUGAAAUUUCCACAAUAGUUCCUUGAUUUUGAAUUACUCUUGUACAGUUUCUGUCAUAUGAAAUUCUGAAUAAAGAUUUACAUUAAAAGA